Molecule: messenger RNA, 670 nt
Organism: Python bivittatus (Burmese python)
Lineage: Eukaryota; Metazoa; Chordata; Lepidosauria; Squamata; Pythonidae
Source: RefSeq, a predicted model, not a curated record
AUGAGCAUGGAGCGUCCUCCAGGCGCCAAUGCCUCUGCUUUGGAGAAAGAGAUUGGUCCGGAACAAUUUCCUGCGAAUGAACAUUACUUCGGCUUGGUUAAUUUUGGGAAUACCUGCUACUGUAACUCGGUCCUCCAGGCACUUUACUUCUGUCGUCCUUUUCGGGAAAAGGUUUUGGCCUACAAAGUCCAGCCCCGCAAAAAGGAAAGCCUUCUGACGUGCUUGUCAGACCUCUUCAACAGCAUUGCCACCCAAAAGAAGAAAGUGGGAGUCAUCCCCCCCAAGAAGUUCAUUUCCCGACUGAGGAAAGAAAAUGAGCUGUUUGACAAUUAUAUGCAACAGGAUGCACACGAAUUCCUGAACUAUCUAUUGAACACAAUUGCGGACUUGCUACAAGAAGAAAGGAAGCAGGAGAAACAGAAUGGCAAACUCCAGAACGGAAGCAUUGAGAGUGAUGAAGGGGAGAAGACGGAUCUCACGUGGGUCCAUGAAAUCUUCCAGGGAACACUAACAAAUGAAACUCGGUGUUUAAACUGUGAAGCUGUAGGUGGCUCUUUACGUUUUCCUAAACUCUUAACAUGGUUCUUUUCCAAGAGUGUUGACUGUUUUUUCCCCUUUUCUUAUUUUGAGUAUAUAAACAGAUGAAUGGUUAUCUCCUUCUAGCUGCUAA